UACCUUGUAUUUUCCCCGGUAAGCGAAGAACAACUUGCAAAGAUCGAACGCCUACGCGAUGCAAACUACAAACAACUCCAUUUCCUCUACAUCAAUCCAGCACAGACUUUGAUUGUUAAACUCCUGCCGGGUCCAAUUCAUGAGGCAGCGACAAGCGAGUUUGGCCGCAUGCUAUGGAAGAAGAUAGCCAGAAUGGGUGCCGACCUGGACGAGGAUCUACGUGACAUGCGGGGUACAAGGUACAAGGGGGUUUCGAGCAGUAAGGAGGCUGAUUCCGCUUUUCGACCGAAUUCAUCCCGUCCUGAUAAAGCAAACUGGCCUACAGUGGUAGUUGAAUGUGGGGUGUCGGAAACUCUGGAACGCUUGCGUGUUGACGCCAAGUGGUGGCUUCAUAACUCCUUCAGGGAUGUCCAUAUCGUUUUGCUUUUUGCGAUCAAGGAAAUCGGGCAAGAGAUUCUGAUAGAGCAAUGGGAACUUUGCCCUACUGAGAAUCAGGCCAUAACCCGCCUUCAUUCCAAGGAUAUUAUUGAGAUUCCCACAUGCACUGCAUCUUUUAAUAUUCUCCCAGUUGACACUGCCAAACCGGAUGCUUUCACUCUGGUUGCUGCAUCCAAUUCGGACGCUCCUGCAGUCACCCCAGUCAACCCUUCCGAACCUGCUGCUGUCGCACCGGUUAACCCUUCGCAAUCUGUUGCUGUUAUCUCCGCAGAUGAUACCAAGCCAGUUGUUAUCAGAGAAGGUAUCAAAUUGAAUUUCGAAAAGAUCUUUGCUCGUAAGCCACUCAAAGGUAGCUUGGAAAAAGAUAUCGAAUUUACUAGGCGGGAUCUUGAAAAGUGGGCGCAGAUGGUUUGGGAG
Tuber aestivum (summer truffle) is the source of this 855-nucleotide messenger RNA. NCBI's taxonomy places the organism in Eukaryota, Fungi, Ascomycota, Pezizomycetes, Pezizales, Tuberaceae. The record is from the annotation of a GenBank genome assembly.